CUUUGGAGACAUUCGACAAUGUGUACGGGACCGAUGUGCGUACGAAUGAACGUACGACCCGAACAGGAUAGAUGUGUGUCCUGGGGUGGCCGGUUUUCCGACUUGUACUUUUGAAAGCACACGCAGGUUGGGGCUGUACGGUACUGGUACGACCGUAGCAUGCAGGUUGUCGCUGUACGGCGUUGGUAUGCCGUAAGAUGGGGAUUGUUGCCGUACGGCUGAGAUAAGGUACGACGAUAAUUAUUUCUGGGCGGGCUGAGUAAAAUCGGGUGGAACACGCUGGAGUGGUAUGUGGAGGUAGGAUGCCGUACGGCCUGGCGCUAAGGCGCCUAUUUGUGUGCGCGUGUGUGUGUGUGUGCUGAGCAGUAGUAGCGGCAGUUGUUUGUUGGAUGUAGCCGGAGCUUUAAUAGUUGCGGCCAAAAAGUUGUGUGUACGACAUGCCUGAUGGGGCAUGCGAGUUGCAUAUGUCCGACAUCCGCGUCGUCAAUAUUCGUACACUCAAGCUUGAGGUGUGGGUUGUGGGUAUGGGUUGCAGAUUAGGGGUUGUGCAGCUGCACAGAAGCCCGUCUCAUCACCCCCCCCGGGUGCCCCUCGCGGGGAGCAAGGGUCCCCCCGCUGAAUCGAUAACUGGAUUGAGCCAACAGACAAGUACCGCUCGCGUCUGUUCGUCGGUUUAUCGAGCGCCGUCCCGUACUUCCUACACUGCCGUACCGUUGGCCCUGCCUCUUCCAACUUCGUCACUGCAGCUCAUGAUUCAAAUCCUAAUCCAUGUCCACAAAAUUCCGAUCCGAAACCUGGAUUCGGAUCCGCAUCCGGAUCUGGAUCCAGAUCUCAAAUAUCGGUUCCAAGCUCGGGUCCAUGUCGCGGUUGACCUUGAGGCCGAUCCGGGGGGGGAGGGAGGAGGGCAGGGACCCGCCGCCGCUGCCACCGGCGCCAUCCACCGCCGCCUGCAUGGGGGGAGCCCCGAGGCCGCUGCCCCCCUUGACGCCCCUCCACCGCCCGUGCCCUUGCUCCGAGCCGCCUUCACACCCCCUCCCCCCCCUCCACCCGCCGGGGGCCCUGCGGAGGCAGAAGGCCCUCCUCCGGCAGCUCCCCCCCUGCCGUACGAUGACGGCGCCGCCUGA
Messenger RNA from Volvox carteri f. nagariensis, 1124 nucleotides. RefSeq lists its product as uncharacterized. Bases 438 to 1124 code for a protein of 228 amino acids. NCBI's taxonomy places the organism in Eukaryota, Viridiplantae, Chlorophyta, Chlorophyceae, Chlamydomonadales, Volvocaceae. The record is from RefSeq and is a predicted model, not a curated record. The transcript is spliced from 10 exons.